Molecule: messenger RNA, 3741 nt
Organism: Chelonoidis abingdonii (Abingdon island giant tortoise)
Lineage: Eukaryota; Metazoa; Chordata; Testudines; Testudinidae
Gene: TARDBP
Product: TAR DNA binding protein
Biological process (GO): regulation of gene expression
Cellular component (GO): nucleoplasm; chromatin
Molecular function (GO): RNA binding
Source: RefSeq, a predicted model, not a curated record
GCUCUGCCUCUGAGGGCCGGGGGCCGCCAUUUUGUCAGCAGCGGCUGGAGGAAAGGAAGGUGGAGGCGGGUGGAGCCCCCUCGCCCCGUGUAAGGCCUCCCUGGCCCGUAAAAUCCAGCAAAGAUGUCUGAAUACAUCCGUGUUACUGAGGAUGAGAACGAUGAGCCCAUUGAGAUCCCUUCAGAGGAUGAUGGCACUGUGCUGCUAUCCACAGUUACUGCCCAGUUCCCUGGAGCAUGUGGCCUGCGUUACAGGAACCCAGUGUCUCAGUGUAUGAGAGGAGUCCGGCUAGUGGAAGGAAUUCUGCAUGCUCCAGAUGCUGGCUGGGGAAAUCUUGUCUAUGUUGUUAAUUAUCCCAAAGAUAACAAGAGGAAAAUGGAUGAAACAGAUGCCUCAUCAGCUGUGAAAGUAAAACGAGCAGUACAAAAGACAUCUGAUUUAAUAGUUUUGGGUCUUCCCUGGAAAACCACUGAACAAGAUCUAAAGGAAUAUUUCAGUACAUUUGGAGAAGUUCUCAUGGUGCAGGUUAAGAAGGACAUUAAGACUGGUCACUCAAAGGGAUUUGGUUUUGUUCGAUUUACGGAGUAUGAAACCCAGGUGAAAGUGAUGUCUCAACGACACAUGAUAGAUGGAAGAUGGUGUGACUGUAAACUUCCUAAUUCUAAGCAAAGUCCUGAUGAACCUUUGCGUAGCAGAAAGGUGUUCGUUGGGCGCUGCACCGAGGAUAUGACUGCAGAUGAGCUCCGGCAGUUCUUUUCUCAGUAUGGAGAAGUGGUAGAUGUCUUCAUCCCCAAACCCUUCAGAGCUUUUGCUUUUGUUACAUUUGCAGAUGAUCAGGUUGCCCAGUCUCUUUGUGGAGAGGACUUGAUCAUUAAAGGAAUCAGCGUACAUAUAUCCAAUGCUGAACCUAAGCACAAUAGCAAUAGACAGUUAGAAAGAAGUGGAAGAUUUGGUGGUAAUCCAGGAGGCUUUGGGAAUCAGGGUGGAUUUGGUAAUAGUAGGGGGGGAGGAGGUGGUUUGGGGAACAACCAGGGCAGUAAUAUGGGUGGAGGGAUGAAUUUUGGAGCAUUUAGUAUCAACCCUGCUAUGAUGGCCGCAGCCCAGGCAGCAUUGCAGAGCAGCUGGGGAAUGAUGGGCAUGUUAGCUAGUCAACAGAAUCAGUCUGGGCCAUCAGGAAACAACCAACCUCAAGGCAACAUGCAAAGGGAGCAGAACCAGGGUUUUAGUUCAGGAAGUAAUUCUUACGGAGGAUCUAACUCUGGAGCAGCAAUAGGUUGGGGAUCAGCAUCAAAUGCAGGAUCAAGCAGUGGGUUUAAUGGAGGCUUUGGUUCAAGUAUGGAUUCCAAAUCAUCAGGCUGGGGGAUGUAGACAGUGGGCUCUGAUAUACUGACUCUAUGGUGGGAAAUCAAAUUUUUCUAAACUCAUGGUAAGUAUAUUGUAAAUUGCAUAUAUACUAAAAUUUUCCUGAUCAAUUUGUUCAAUGUGCAGUAUAUUCAACAGUAUUUUUGACAUUUUUCUUUUGUAAAAAGAAAGGUUAAAGGAAUUAUAUAAGUUUUGUUACAUAAUUUUUUGGAAUAUUGAAUGAUUGAAAGUGAACUGCUGUUUGCCUGAUGGGUAAACUAACACUACAGUUGAGAGGAAGGGUUUCUCCUGUAAUAUUUUAUUCCUUGUUUCCUGGUCAGCUGAAUUCUUUGCAUGUUCAAAAAGGAAACCAUUGGUCAGAAACUACAUUCUUUCUUUUCCUCUUGUUUGUUUUAAUUUGAUCCCCACCAUAAGAAUCUCUCCAAAUGCCCCAGUUCGAGAACACAGCAUUGGUGUUUUUUGUUUGUUUGUUUUCCUUUUAACACUGUCUCCCCUCAUAUACUAAGUACAAUAUGAAGGCUUCAUUUAAUCUCUGCAGUUCAUCUCAUUUCAAAUGUGUAUGGAAGAAGCACUUAGUUGAAAGCAGUGCUGUAAAUAUUCUGCUUUAGGAAUACUUCUGUCUACAUGCUUUCUCAUCCAAGAAUACUUCAUCACACUGCACAUGCUACGUCUUAGAUGGUGGGUGUUCCAUUUUUAUCCGCUACUCUUUAUUUCAUGGAAUCGUAUCAACGCUAUGAACGCAAGGCUGUGAGAUGGAACCAGAAGGCUGUUUGAACUUUUGAAACCUUGUGUGGGAUUGAUGGUGGUGCCGAGGCAUGAGAGGGCUGGUAUGUGCGAGAAAAAGGAGAGAGCGCAUGCAGAAACCUGGUGGUGCAUUAUGGGAUUUUAUUUUACUUGGCGAGAUGUCUCUCAAUCCUGUGGCUUUGGUGAGAGAGUGUGCAGAGAGCAAUGAUAGCAAAUAAAGUACGAGUGUUUCUUCCAUUCAAAGGACAUCCAUAUCUGGAAGACUAAAUGGGUUUUAUACCUAGUUAACCAAUUAGUUGAAUGUGUUAAGUGAAAUGAAUAUCUGUAUUUUUUUUCCCCUUAUGUCAACUGCUGUGAAUGUUGUAUGGUGUGUGUUCUUUUCUGUUAAUGAUAUGUAAGUGUGGUAAUGUGAAUCGAAGAUGAUGGAGUUUGUGACGAGAACAUUGAGUUUGUGGUGUGCUUUGCAGUAGUUGUAGCAGAGUUCACUAGCGAGCUCAGUGUGCCUCUUAAGGGUGGAAGUUCCACUGUCUAUAAGAUAUCCAUAAGAAUGCUGUUUGCUGCAGUUCUGUGUUUGGAUGCUUUUUAUAAGACUUGUCAAUGUAGGAAAUUCUUAAAUAAAACUGAUUUAAGUAAUAUGUGUCUUUGUUUUGCAGCCCUGAAUGCAAAGAAUUCAUAGCAGUUAAUUUAUUUUGUCCUUUGAGAUGAACUUCUGUAAAGUUGUUUUUGCAGUAAUUCAGUUUGUUUCAGAUAAGCAUGCUUUAAAAGUUGACAAGUCAAAUGGAUCCAUCACUCUUCAUGCAUUGAUACCUGACACCCAACUUGUAAUCCACUGUCUAUUUUUGCAUUGUUCUGAGAUACAUAUCUAAAAUGCAGUUCUCACAAGGUUGAGUGCUCUCACCUAAAAUGGUAAGCCAUUCCCUCCAGCUUGCAUCCUCACCAAGGAAGCUCCUACUUGUUUUUAGGAAUGAGGGUGGAUUUUUUUUGGAGUUGGGGAGAAGGGGCGAUGGGGAAGUAGCUAACACAUAUACCUGUUAGUAGACUUGCAGCUCUUAAAUGUAUUUUCGAAAGCAGCUUCUUUGAGGAUGAGAAUGUAAAGCAAAAUAAAUACUGUAGGCUGCUUUAAAUCAGCCUGCUGACUGGGAACAAAAGGGAAAAUAUUCCCACUCUAAUUUGAGCACAGGAGAAACUGUAAACUUAUGGCUAAAAUAAAAUAUUAGCUCAUGAUGAAGAAUGUCCACCCGAAGAAAGUAUUGAUGAAUUUAUGAGGCUGCUUAUCUCCAAAAGAGAAAUGUAUCCAGUAGUAACACAUCCAGCAAGGUUACUUCCAUAAAUAUUAGAUCUUCAGAAAUUGAUAUAGUGUGUGCUUGAAAUCCACCACCACACUGAUCCUUUUAUUACUGUAUUUCAUAUUCUGCAGCUUAUGAAUAUGAAAAUUUAAGGCAAUUUACUUUAGUUUCUGCUUUGACUUGGAUAUUUAGGUUCUUAAAGUGGAUCUUAAUUAGGAUGUAUCCUAUUUAUUUGAUUCUCAAUAUGGUUUAUCAUGAAAAGGAGACUAAUUUUUAGAUAUUUGCACUGGUAUUACUUUAACUCCAGUCCAAGGGGAUAGCUGGCAACUAAGUCUCAAUCUAAGUACUU